Paraglomus occultum is the source of this 2586-nucleotide messenger RNA. Lineage: Eukaryota; Fungi; Glomeromycota; Glomeromycetes; Paraglomerales; Paraglomeraceae. The record is from the annotation of a GenBank genome assembly.
AUGCUACGAGGCUCGCGAAUAGCUUCCCGUUGCGCCAUUGGACCCUUGCCAGGAUACUCAGCUGUAUCUUUGCCUAUAAAAUGUAUCUCCACGCGAACGUAUAAGACAUCAUCGAAUGCGAGAGAUUCAAAAGCUUCUUCCAAGGAAGCUACUAAACAAUCCUCAGGGGAACCUUCCAAGAAAGACAUUAAGAAACCCGCAGGAAAAACUUCCGAGGAAUUUGUUCAGAAAAGUUCGACGGAAACGGUUAAGAAACAUUCGCAAGAGUCUCCCAAUGAAGCUGGAGAGAGCGCAGGGACAAAGAAGAAAGGAUUCGGUUUUACAAAGAUCGCGUUGGCAGUUACUGUAUUAAGUACUACCGCUUAUGGAGGAGCAGUGUACUAUUCUCUGCGCGACGAUAAAUUUCGCAGACAUUUUACAAACAGUAUACCUGGGGCGGAUCGUACUGUCAGUUAUGUAGAAAAAUUAGAGAAAGAAGGAGAUUGGAGUAAAUUAGGUAAUGACGUGGUACAGUAUAGUAAAGAAAAGUAUAAUGACUUUAUUAGCAAGGUUACCGGUCAGAGUUCUCCUGUCAUAAAGAAGGAUACAAGCGAAGAUCGAAAGCCGGCUCCUCAAACGGACCAGAAAGUUUCUUUUAUGGAACCUAUUAUUGAGCAUUUAUCCAGAACCAUCAGCGAACUCGCUGAUAUAUUAAGUAAUGAGGGGCUCAGCGAAGCAGGGGGUCACAUUAUAUCUAGAGCAAGAGAGGAAUUGAAGACACUCGAUGAGAACAUUAAGCGGAUCAAACUCGAUGGACAAACUUUGUUACAGAUACAGUUGAGCGAUCAAACUGAAAAGUUCAAUAAAUUAUUAGAAUCCAAUGAGAAAGCAAUGAGUGAUUAUAUCCAGGACAUGGAACUUCGUAUAAAGGAUCAGUACGAAAAGGAAAAGAUUCAAAUACAAACAGAGGCUCAGAAAGUUUUGACGACACAAUUGUCUCAGCAAGCAAUUAAACAUAUUGAACAACUUAAAGAUGAACUUGUGAGACAAGCAGCUGAACUACAACGUCGAUGGAUUCGUAGUGUUAGAGCGCAAGUUGAGAAGGAACGAGGGGGACGCCUAGCACGUCUUGAUUACGUUACCCUUCGAUUGAAAACCCUCGAGAGACUAGCAGUGGAUAAUGUGGAGCAUCUGGACCAUAGCCUUAAGGGUCAUAAGCUAUCCGUUGCAGUUUAUGCUCUUCAGCAGGCAAUAAUGCAACCUCAGCGUACUCCAUUUAUCGAUGAGUUAUAUACUCUGAAAAAGGUUGCUGGAGACGACGAAUUAAUAAAUGUCGUUGUCGGAUCUAUUGACGAGACAGCUGCUCUUCAUGGGAUAUGUUCUCUGUCUGAUCUCAGAAACAGAUUCAAAGUUGUACGGGAAGAAAUUAGGCGUGCAUCCCUUGUUCCUGAAAAUGGGGGUGUGUUUGCUCACGCAUUGUCCCUUCUGCUAAGUAAGUUUAUGUUUCGUAAAAACGGUCUUGUACCUGGAAACGAUAUAGAGGCAAUACUUGCGCGUGUAGGUUAUUAUCUUGGAGAAGGUGAUUUAGAUAGCGCGGCGAGAGAGUUGAAUCAGUUGACAGGAUGGUCGAAAGUUUUAGCGAACGACUGGAUCGUGGCAGCGAGGAGUCAUCUUGAAGUUAAACAGGCGCUUCAGGUAAUCGAAACCCAGGCAACAUUAUCCAGUUUAUCAGUCCUUGUCUCAGAAUGGCGUUCUCGGUUUUAUUUUUCGAUACUUCCUUCCGUAGAACUGUGUUCGUCCAAACUACGCAACGUAAACUUGGAUAACCCAACGCAGAAUCCGAUCGUCAUUAACGACGAUAACAUUGAAGGGGUUAAAGUGCAGCGGGACGCAAACGGAGACGUAAAGAUGGAAGAGAUGUCCAACAGCUCUGACAGUGAAUAUACGAAGUAUUGGAUUGAUUGGUUUCUCUCCGCAAAGGGAAACGAGUAUUUUUGUGAAGUGGAUGAAGAAUACAUACUUGAUCGAUUCAAUCUGACUGGAUUAAAUACAGAGGUUCAGCACUAUGUUCAAGAUCUUGAUAUGAUAACCGAUUCUCUGGAGGAGGAGUUGGAUGAUGAAAUGCGUGAAUUAGUAGAGAAAUCAGCACGACACUUGUACGGACUUAUACACGCACGCUUUAUAAUUACUGGACGUGGUUUAUCGAAAAUGUUGGAAAAAUACAAAAAGGCCGAAUUUGGUCGUUGCCCUCGAGUUCUGUGUCAAGGCCAACCUCUACUUCCUGUCGGCCUAUCCGAUCAGCCAUACGCGAAUCCAGUGAAGUUGUAUUGUCCACGAUGUGAGGAUAUUUAUAAUCCAAAGUCGACACGGUAUACGAGUAUUGACGGAGCUUACUACGGGUCUACUUUUCCGCAUAUGUUGUUUCAAGCAUAUCCACAUCUAUUGCCUCCGAAAAAUAAUGAUCGAUAUGUACCAAAGAUAUUUGGUUUUUCUAUCCAUAGUAUUGCCAAACAACAUCGGUGGCAGGAUCGCAAGCGGAACGAGCUGCAGAGAAAGCUUACGGCUGGUAGCAAUAGCAAUAAUAAUACUAAUGAGAGCCGUAGUUAG